Xiphias gladius (swordfish) is the source of this 1335-nucleotide messenger RNA. Its product is annotated as E3 ubiquitin-protein ligase RNF126-like. Bases 61 to 996 code for a protein of 311 amino acids. The transcript is spliced from 9 exons. The record is from RefSeq and is a predicted model, not a curated record. Gene Ontology annotation, biological process: protein ubiquitination. Gene Ontology annotation, cellular component: cytoplasm. Gene Ontology annotation, molecular function: ubiquitin protein ligase activity. NCBI's taxonomy places the organism in Eukaryota, Metazoa, Chordata, Actinopteri, Istiophoriformes, Xiphiidae.
UCAGAUCUUGUCCCUUGUUGCUACCCGUCCGUACCGUACGAACUAGUCUUCUGUUCAGAAAUGGCUGAAGCUUCCCCACGGCCCUGCCGGUUUUUUUGUCACCGGUGUUCAGCAGAGAUCAGUCCGCGUUUACCGGACUACACCUGUCCACGCUGUGAAUCUGGCUUCAUUGAGGAGUUGCCUGAGGAAAGAAGUACUGAAAAUGGGUCGGCAUCCACAUCCUCCAUAAAUGAUCAGAACCGCUCAGCCUUUGAGAACAUGGAUCACCAGCACUUAUUCACAUUUCCCUCUGGGUAUGGUCCCUUUGCGCUUGGGAUUUUUGAUGAAAACUUCGACCUUCGAACGCGGCUACCCACAGAGGACAACCGAGAGACAGAAAACAGGCGAGAACGCGAAAUGGCAUCACGGCAACGAUACAGUGCGCGGCAACCACGGGGUCGACAUGUUCCUCGAAGACAGGGUACGCGCCAUGAAGGAGUGCCCACAUUAGAGGGAAUUAUCCAGCAGCUAGUAAAUGGAAUCAUAGCACCUACAGCCAUGCCAAAUAUUGGGAUGGGGCCAUGGGGCAUGCUACAUUCAAAUCCAAUGGACUAUGCCUGGGGCGCCAAUGGACUUGAUGCUAUCAUUACACAGUUGUUGAACCAGUUUGAAAACACAGGUCCCCCUCCUGCAGACAAAGAAAGGAUAAAGAGUUUACCCACCAUCUGCAUCACAGAGGAGCAUGUGGGUGCUGGGUUAGAGUGUCCUGUGUGCAAAGAAGACUACAGUGUCGAGGAGAGUGUUAGACAACUGCCAUGCAAUCAUUUGUUUCACAAUGACUGUAUAGUACCAUGGCUGGAACAGCACGAUACAUGUCCUGUGUGCAGGAAGAGUCUUAGUGGACAGAACACAGCCACAGACCCACCAGGGUUAUCAGGAAUGAACUUCUCUCCCUCCUCCUCCUCUUCUUCCUCCCCGAGCUCACCUAGCAAUGAGAAUGCCGCCAGCAACUCCUAGAUUUUCACCGUCACCACCACCUCACAUCUGAAAAACCUCACACCCAACUGAGACCCAACAGCUCUUUUCUAUGGCUGAGACCAGGACGGUUGUCUCAAUACUAGGGGACGAUAUGAAUCGAGGUGAACUCUGAAUGUGUUGCAGACUAUUAGUCAUCAUUCCUGCCCCCCGUGCUGAGCGGACGCUGGGUCCAGCUCCUGCUGCUAUUGUUACCAAGUGUUUGAGGAGGUAGGACUGGGCAGUGUUGAAAGAGGAUCCAGAAAGACUGAAUAAUAAUAAUAAUGAUAAUAAUGAUAAUAAUGAUAAUAAUGAUAAUAAUAAUAAUGAUAAUAAUGAUAA